CCUCUCGUUUUAUGUACCACAAACACGCGUAACCCUUUUGCUACAUUCAACCUAUUGUUUUCACUCAUAUGGCAACUUCUAAGUCUUUGAUUGCUUCACUUUUUCUCUCACUUCUUCUUCUUCUUCAUCUUCUGGAAGCUGAUAUGAUGGUGAACACAGAUGCAGCACUUGGUUAUUCCUCUCCGAAAAUCGACUGUGGCGGAGCAUGCACUGCGAGGUGCCGUUUAUCCUCCAGGCCACGACUCUGCAAGAGAGCUUGUGGAACCUGUUGUGCACGUUGCAAUUGUGUUCCUCCAGGAACUGCAGGUAACUACGAGGUCUGCCCCUGCUACGCCAGCUUGACCACCCACGGCGGCAGACGCAAGUGCCCUUGAAACAACCCACCUCUUAUGCCGUCUCUCCUGCAUGCCACUGCUUGUGGCAGUAAGUAGAUGUCACUACCAAUAAAUAAAUCAAAGCGUUGUUAAUUACUGUUGUAAAAAUUUGUUAAUAAAAGGUGUGUCUGCUUUUGUUGAACGAUAA
Molecule: messenger RNA, 522 nt
Organism: Pistacia vera
Lineage: Eukaryota; Viridiplantae; Streptophyta; Magnoliopsida; Sapindales; Anacardiaceae
Product: snakin-2
Exons: 3
Coding region: 69-374 (101 amino acids)
Source: RefSeq, a predicted model, not a curated record